UGACAACUUUCCUGUUGAUGCCUCGAUUAUUUGCCAAAGAUUUCUAGAACAAUUGCGUUGAUAGUUAAAAGAAACCGAUACUAAAACAAUUAUUUUUAUCGAGUAAUUUUACAAUCUAGGAUAAACAUCUUGGUACGUGUUUUUAGUGAGAAUUCCUCUCGGAUAUUUGUUUAAAUAAUAAUGACACAAACGAGAAUAUCAGUGAAGCUCAAAAACGGGAGGAUGUUGGAUCCUGGAAGUGGAGGAACCUGUGGAUGUUGAGGAGGGAGCCAAGUCAAUGUUUUAAAAGAUGAUGGUAGAUUAGAAAGUGGAGGAUUUUGGAUGCUAGAGGAGGGAGAGUCUUUGGAUGUUCUGGAGAGACCAAAGUGUUAAGAGACAAUUCAUACAGUCAAUAUUCUGAGGGAAAGCCAGAGAAGCUCGGAAAAUGGAGGACUUUGGAUGCUGGAAGAGAUAGAAUCGUUAAAAGACACGUUUUUAUUUACCUUUUUCUUUUAAUUAUCAACCAGCGCGAUCCAUCGGUCGUUUAGCCUGACGUAGUUUCUAAAAUCAUUGUUCUAAAUUGCAGGGUGCGCAACAGAGCAGUCGACAAAGAUGAGAUUUUUACCGGCGUCGGUAUUUCAGAUCGUGAAAUAUGAACUCCUACAAGGUGUUGGUCUUAUGAUAUUUCGUUUAUGGUUGAACUAAAUAGGUUCUUGUCUAUGCUAAAGAUGUACAUACCACAAAAAAGGUAGAUCCCCAAGUUUUGAAAGAGUUAGCCGCUUGGUGCAGCACUUGUCCGGAGACAACGAAUUCUCGAGCAUGAGGCACUCUCAUUUCUUCUUUGGUUGAACAAUUUACUCUGAAAUAUGGAUAUUAUCAAUAUCGCGAGCAAGCGUACCAACAAACAGUAAAUUGAAAAAGUAACACGAAGGUGUUCAUGAACUUUGUUACAAUAUUAUGCGUAAACUCUAAAUUCAUCUAAAAAUUUGAUACUUCAGAGUAAUAAGAAUGACAAACGGUCAGAAAAUUAUCCAACAGUGUGUGCUCCUUUAGUUUUCCUAAUUUCCGGCGGAUAUUAGUCGACAGCCAUCUUGCUAGCAAUAUUUCGGCGCUCGGCCAUUUUUGUUGCGUCGACGUCAAGUGUGGCCAGAGGCCUUUCAUAGUAGCCAGUCUUCGAAUUUCCUUUGUAUCGAAGUAACGACAGGCAGGAACUGUAAUUUUAACUGUUUCACAUAGUCGACAAGUUUCGUUUGUAGAUCAGCAAGGAACGAAAAGAGAGAAAGAAGGAGUUGAACAAUUGAAAUUUUUUGCUUUGUGGUUGUCUAGGCGAGAAACAGCUAAAAAGCUUCUGAGGCAGAGCCACGAAAAAUACGUACCGAGGCGGAGUAAUAUGAGUAAUGCAGCCAACCAGAAUGGAUCAGGUCUAGAGCAGCAGUUAGCUGGUCUGGACUUGCAGGGCUCCCGCCAACCAAGUGGGGGUCGCUACGUACCACCGCACCUGCGAAACAAAUCUGGAAGUAACGCACCUUCGGGCGGAGAACAUCUUUCUUCUUCCAACUCAAGACCAUAUUCUGACCGGGAGAGAGGUGGAGAGCGUGAUCGCGAAAGGGAGAGAGAAAGAGAUCGUGAUCGUGGAAGAGGAAGUGGUGUUGGUACUGGUGGCGGUAGCAGCGGCGGUCCUGGUGCCGGAGGUGGAGGUGGAGGUGGAGGUGGAGGCGCAGGCGGAAGCGGUGGCGGCGGUGGCGUUGGCGUUGGCGGCGGCGGCGGCGGCGGCGGCGGCGCAGGUGGAGGUCCUGGUGGUGGUUCAGGAUAUAGAGACGGCCGAACUUCCCGCGAUGUCGACUUCGGAAAUUUUGGAAACUUUGGUGGACGCAGUAGACGUAACCCUGCCCAAGAGAAUGGAAGAGAUUUUAGAUACCCGAAUUCCGAUCGUGAACGGGAUCGCCCGGUUAGCUCCGGAAAUGAUCGUUGGCAAGAACCUAGAAACGAGCGCUGGCAAGACACUAGAAACGAUCACAGAAUGGGGAGUAGCAGUGGUAGAUGGAAGGACGACAGAGAAGGAGGCAGAAGAAACUCUGAAAUUGAUUGGACAAUUCCCACUUCCAGAGAUGAACGACUGGAGGUGGAACUAUUUGGUACUGGGAAUACUGGCAUUAACUUUAGUAAAUAUGAGGAUAUCCCAGUUGAGGCUACUGGAGAUAACAUACCUCCUCACAUCACAUCUUUUGACGAAGUUAAGCUGACAGAGAUAAUAAAAAAUAGCAUUACUCUGGCUGGUUAUGAUAAACCUACACCAGUACAGAAAUACGCGAUACCGAUUAUUAUCGGGCGCCGUGAUGUUAUGGCCUGUGCCCAAACAGGGUCUGGUAAAACAGCGGCCUUUUUAGUGCCAAUAUUGAAUCAGAUUUAUGAAAGCGGGCCGCGUCCACCUCCAGUCAAUUCUGGCAAGCGUAAACAAUAUCCAUUAGGUCUAGUAUUAGCACCUACAAGAGAGCUUGCCACACAAAUAUAUGACGAAGCACGGAAAUUUGCGUAUAGAUCACGUAUGCGUCCUGCUGUUGUCUAUGGUGGUUCAAACAUUGGUGAUCAAAUGCGAGAAUUAGAUCGUGGCUGCCAUCUUCUUGUAGCAACACCCGGACGUCUCGGUGAUAUGUUGGGACGCGGUAAAAUUGGGUUACAUAAUUGCCGAUUCUUAGUUUUGGAUGAAGCAGAUCGUAUGUUGGACAUGGGUUUCGAACCACAGAUCAGACGUAUAGUUCAACAAGACACUAUGCCACCCACCGGUGAAAGACAAACGCUCAUGUUUUCAGCUACGUUCCCAAAAGAAAUACAAAUGCUUGCAAGAGAUUUCUUGAGUAAUUAUAUCUUUUUAGCUGUGGGCCGUGUCGGCUCGACUUCUGAAAACAUUACUCAAAAAAUUGUAUGGGUGGAAGAACAAGACAAGCGUUCUUACUUGCUUGAUCUUCUUCAAGCCAGUAACUUCGCAGAUCCUACGUCUGAAUCGUUAACAUUAGUGUUUGUGGAAACAAAGAAAGGUGCAGAUAUGUUAGAAGAAUACUUACAUCAGAUGGGCUACCCGGUAACUAGCAUUCAUGGUGAUCGAACACAGCGCGAACGAGAAGACGCCUUGCGUCGUUUCCGUGCUGGUAAAGCGCCAAUACUCGUUGCGACUGCCGUAGCUGCUCGUGGACUUGAUAUUCCACAUGUGAAACAUGUGAUAAACUUUGAUUUACCAGGAGAUGUGGAAGAAUAUGUCCACCGAAUUGGUCGUACUGGUCGUAUGGGAAAUUUAGGUCUGGCAACGUCAUUUUUCAAUAAUAAAAAUUCUAACUUGGUACGCGAUUUGGUAUCUCUUCUAAUCGAAGCCAAUCAAGAAAUUCCACAUUGGCUGGAUGAAAUGUUCUCUGAAGCAAGAUACACUGGAGGUGGAUCUCGUCGAGCUGGUGGUAGUACUAAAAGCCGAUUUAGUGGCGGAUUCGGUGCAAGAGAUUAUCGUCAGAACUCUAGUUCUGGAUCAGCUCGCAAUGGUUCCUCCGGUCGGCCCGGUGGUUAUGGAGGAGGUUAUGGAAAUUAUGGAAAUAAUUAUAAUUCAUCGUACAACUCUAGUAACAACAUUAGCAGUAACGAUCCUGAUUGGUGGGGCAAGUAAAUCGUCAUCACCACCACCACCUUUAUUUCCACUUUUACUACUAUACACAUAAAUUCAAAUAUAUGUAAGAAAGACACGUACGACAUACACAUGGUGUAACAACACGCACGUACUUGCGCGCGUAUACACAACAAAAGACAAACAAUUAUCACGUAUAAACACAUCACGUUCUCUAACUGCCUGUGCACUACAAUUUUCAAACUAAAAAACAAACAAGUAAUUGUGUUUAUUCAAUUCCAUAAAUACUUUUUAUUCGUGUGUGACGAAACACAAUUGACAAAUCCGAAGUGCAAUUCCAGUGUUUAACAUCGACGAAAAAAAAUCGGAAUGACAUGUAAAAUAAUGAUCUCACUUUGAUGGGAAACCCGAGAGACAGUCAGGAUUUGUCAGGUACUAGAUAAAACGAUAUAAGAUCCAUCCAAAGUUUCGUUGCCGUGCGUGUUGAAAUAACACAAGUAGUAUAAUCACUAAUGAAUCAAGUCGAGCAAUCGUUAAUGUCUAGAUAGGACAUAUAACGACAUGAUACAUAGUAGGUGGAGAAACUUAGUGAAAUUUUUUAGAACUCCUGUCGAGACUAUGAAGCUUUAUUGCGGCUUCAUUAUUUAAAUUUUUGAAGGACGUGGUGGGCGUAUCUUCGAGAAUUAUGGCGUCUAGAAUCGAGUAAUCGUAGAGCUUUAAAUGCACAAGUGCUUUAUUAUUCUUGCCUGAAUGGCCAGUAACUUGUGUAGUUUGAUUUAAAUUAAUGGCGCCGUUUUUUCUUUUUUUCUUAUUUUUAUUUUUUCUUUUUUUUUUUUUGUAAUACAUAUAUAUAUAUAUAUACACAUACAUAUAACAUAUUUGACUAGGCGCCCCGGAUACGCCAUAUCGCCAUCGCCAUAGUUUUUCGUGACAAUUCCUGUUUUAAAUUUACUAUAGUCCAGCGACGAAUGGUACUUUGUUGUUUUGCCGUCCCCAGACACAGACGACAUUGCGCCGGCAAUAUCAUGGUUUAAUCGACUAAAAAAACCUUGUAAAAGUUUCCAGUAGUCGAGAGCUUUGAUAUUAAGAGAAGGACAACACAGGCUGCGUCUUAGGAUACUUUUAGAAAUCUCGUUUAUACAAUAUUUCUGUCACGUCCUCUUAACAAUAAGUACGUUUUCAAAGUCGAAUUGCUGUAUACUUAUUGCUUGUGUGUGUGUGUAACACUUUAAUUCAAAGAAUUAUUUUAUUUAAAACUUUGAUCAUUGUAUUUAGAGUAGGCUGGAACGUUUUCAGCGAGUAUCAGGUAUGGUGGUGUACCUGAAUUUUAAUGUACUCUAAGUAGAAUUUCUAAACGUAACAAAGACGUUGUCCUGUAACAAUGGUAUGGUGCGUUAUAAAAACAUACAAAAAAACCUUAAGAUUGCAAUACUUGGAUGCGAGUGCUCGAGAACGAAAGCUUACAUUUUAGAAACGGGUUAAACAAACAAAACAAAAAAAAAAAUACGGUUGCAGUUACAGAGGGGAACUUCAAAAAAGAAGAGCAACAAUACAUACACCAUUAGUUGGCUCAACUUUUCAAGGGAGGACAUAAAGAAAAUACUAUUACAAAAAAGCAAGCCCUUUGAAAAUAAGGAAGCAUUAAGGACGCACUCAUAUUUUAUAACUGUAAUUUAUCAGUACGAUAACGCUACAUAUAUAAAUAUAUGUGCGUGUGUAUAUAUAUAUAUCUCUGUACGUAUAUAUAUACAUACACACUACGUAAUAUUCGUAAAUACAUAAACAUUAAAAUAAUUGAUAAACGACUGUGAUAUCGAACGAUCUUGUGACAUUCAAUUUCCAUUGCGAAUUGAUUAAUGAACAAUUUAAUGAAAUACAAAUGUUAAAUGUAUGAAUUAAUCGGUAUUGAAUGUCAGGAAUGCAUCAAGCUCAGUUUGUUUGAGCCGGGAACGGGAAUAUUAAAAGUCGUUAAAGUAAAUAACAUCUAAACAAAUAACGUGGCUGUUGUCCGAUCGGGGAGGGCUGAACGCUAGCUCUUACACAGUCCUGAAAAACACGUUUUUUGGGGCAUUGUUUCUACUUAAAUGGAAAACAAAAAAAAAAGAAGUUAAAUAAAUAAAUAAAAUAAAUAAAUGCGCAUUAAACGAUAGACGAUAACGACAAAACGCGUCAUUACUGGUUGAUGAUGUUGGUAGGGCUUUAUAGAAUGUCGAUAUCUUUUUGUGCAAAGAAAGAAAAGUAACGAAAAGAAUAUAAAAGAAAAACAAAACAAAAAAAAAAAAUAAUGAAACGGAAAAGAAAAUGAAAAAACGUCGGAUUCUUACCUAAUCUAUGCGAGAAAAAGUACAAAUUCAACUUUUUGCGUGACAACUGACAGGAUUUUUACACAUGUCAUAACUUAUACCUGUUAUAUUAAUAGAUUUAUAGUGCAAUCGCGUGCGUGAAUCGUAUGCCGUGUGACCGUGGACCAAGGGUGUGAAUGACUUCCGUACCCCUAACGAGGGAGGGAGAAUAAUUAAUUUCAACUAGAACUUUCAAAUAGUGUUACGAAUAAUAAUUGUUGGCUUCCGACUAUAUAUGGUGCGUGUGAUUUCAAAUUCUAAUAUGAUUUUAUCGUCGAGUCCGUUUGUCCACUCGGAGGCCCUGCCAAGAACAUUACAAACAAAAACCUACAACGAAAAGUGAUCGACCACUUUUUCGUUAUAUAAUAUAGUGUACAAUUUUUACUUACGGCACAAUUUAAUUGUUCAGUUUGAACCUUAGUCUGUUAAGAGAAUAGUAGGAUCAUUGCCGUAAUACUACUACUACUACUACCGCUACUAGUGCUACUACUACUACUACUACUAUUACUACUACUACUACUAGUACCACUCUUAUUUGUUAAUAUUCAUCUUUUUUUUUUUUGAACAAUGUAUCUCCGUAUCGAUUUCCCUAGGUGGUACUAUAUACGGUAUGCGCAAAGUUGCGUUGCGUUAUUUUAUUAUAAUAGAAGAAAAACAAAGAAUUAGGUGACUUUUGGACACUAUUAUCCUGAAUUUUAAUUUUUCUUUUUUCUCUCCUUCGUUACUUUUUUUUUUUUUUUAAUCCACGGAAAUCGGUCGUUACUUUUCUGCUGGUGUAAUUACAAUUUAAUCAAAUCUAUUUUGGAAAACCGACGAAAUUCCGGAUUCUACUGUCCAAUCGUUUACUCAGGCAACGAAUACAUAUGACGCGUCGGUGUAAGUUAUUAGUAUCUUUGUGCAGUUGGAAGUAAAUACGUUCAUUUACGAGUAACGUGGUGGACAGAGAUUAUGCGGUUAACGUCAACUAUACGCGAAAGUAUUUUCAUACUUAUUUCUUCUCUCCUAGUUAUAAAUAUUUUUAUACGCAACAGUGUUGAUUGACAAACAAUCGCGAUAUCAUUGAUUCCAUAUUCUUUUUUUUUUUUAACGAUCUUAGCUAUAUCGUAUUCAUUUCAUAUGUAAUAUAUAUAAAAAGAAAAAAAAAAAUGAAAAUUGACAAAUAUUUUUGUGCGAUCGUCAGAUGUCCACCGUUUCGUAAUUGAGAUGUACACACGUGUAAAUUCUUCGAGUACGUGGUAUUAUGAUUUAGAGCGUAAUUAGCAACUUUAGACGAAUUAAAGAAAGGAAAAAUGAAAAAACGAUGUUAUAUUAAACGACACUAUUUAUUAAGUAUUUAUUUUUUACGUUUAAUUCUCGAAGAAGAUGUCGAUUAAAAAAGGGACAGUCGUAUAUUUGUACUGUAUCAACUACCUUUUUUUAACGUUAUGUUUAGUCCUCUAAUGUAUAUCGGACGAGCAGCCUUAGGAAACAUUUAUGGAUCUACUCAGAGAGUGAAAUGAUUAGACAAAGAUGAAUUAAAAGUGUAGUGCGAAGAAACGAGAGAAGAGGGGCUACGAAUAGUAAAUCAUUGCAUAUUGUGUAAAAAAAAGAAACUGAAAAAAAAAAGGAACAAAGGUGUUUGACUGUGACUGCAAUCAUUAUUAAGAAUGAGAAUGCGCAAUUACAAAGCACACAUACGGGAAAGAGAGUGAGAGAGAAAGAAAGGAUGAAAAAAGCAUUGUAAGCCAUAUUUAUUUUAUGUAAGCACGCGACAAGUGUGUCAGAAGAAAGUCUUACUUAGGCAGGCGAGGAUGCCGCCGAAUACGAUUAUCAUCGCGUGCAGUAGACGAUAAUUUCUUUUUUUUUUUUCUUUUAAUUCCUUACGUCUUGUUCACAUUUGAAACAUUUUGUUUACGAACGGUGUUGUUCGCGUUGCUUUUGGUAAAAGACAGACAAAUUUGUAUGCGCUUAUUGUAUGGACCUACCUUGAGCAACGUUCCGUUUAACCCUUUAGCUACGAGCAAAAACGUUCGCUGUUAUGAGCUAUGUAAUUCAUUGUAAGUUAAUGUAAAGUAAUAUUAUUUAGACGAAAGGAAAUUGUAAAUGAAUAACAAAAAAACAAGCGGUGACGAUGAUCCAUGCAGCUUCUAUAGUGUCUUUUCGUCCGAGGAAACCGCUUAAAAGGGAAGCCACUAUAAUGGUGUAGUAGUAGCUGAAGGGUUAAGGUGAAAAGGAUAAAGUUAAUACUCAGAGAAAAAAGAAAACGAAUAACAACAAAGCAUUGAAGCAUUGAAUAAUCGUAUGUACGAGAUGUGAAUGUGUCUGUGUAUGUAUGUGUGGGAGAGACAGGGAGAAACAGAGGAUGGGCACGAAACGGGAGGGUAAGAGCAUACGCGUAGGCUGACAAAAUUGGAGGGAUGGCAAAAAAAGAAAAAAUGUCUUCGAAAACUUUUAUGAAUGUUAUUUCAUCGAAGAAGCGUCGCUUGUCGUCGAAUCGAGAACGCAGACAAAGGAUGUAUUUAUAAAGAAAAAAAAUGGAAAAAGCAAAUUUUCUGAAGGAAGCAUGUCUCGCUUCUAGGCACGAGUCUCGAUGGCUGUGUUUUACUUUUUCCGCGGCGAAUGACGCUCGUCGUCGUGUAUCAUCCACUUGUGUAACUCUAAUGAUACUGCUAUAUUAUCUUACUUCACUGAGAUGGCGAACAAAUGGCAAAAGAAAAAAAUUAUAAAGAAACAAAAAGUAUGAAAGAGGAAAGAAAUGGAACGGUGAACGUACCAUUCUGUCGGUCUCUUAAUUAAUAAUUGCACAUUUACACGCUACAUUAGGUGAACCAAGGAAAAUACGCGAGAAGUAGGAACAAAAUUUCGCAAAACAACUGUACGUCGUACGGCUACUGAAAGAAUCAAUAAAAAUAAAGUGUCUGAAAUUUCAAAAGGGAAGAAGUCAACUUAAAAACCCUAUAAAGUGUAUAAUACAUAUACAUAUAUAUAUAUAUAUAUAUACAUACAUAAUAUGUAUACACUUUGUCGUUCAUUAGCAAUAAGUUACGAAUUGCAUUAAGGGGAACAUAUAUGCAUCCUUGUGCUUAGAUAAAAAGCAAAACAUGUGUGUUCUGUGAAGAAUGAUGUAGAGUGUCAAUAUUGUUACAAAUACCUCAUAAGAGACGAUGGAUCACGUAUAUUAUUUAAAUGUUCAUUUAUUCAUUUUAGUGAUUCAUUCGUUUAUUUAUAGUAUUAUGCAAAGUGACAGGAGAAUUCUAUAAAAUGAUACCGUAUAAUAAAGAAGGAAAAGAUUA
Messenger RNA from Osmia bicornis bicornis, 9200 nucleotides. RefSeq names its product ATP-dependent RNA helicase bel (gene bel). Gene Ontology annotation, molecular function: RNA binding; RNA helicase activity; ATP binding. The transcript has 11 exons. Gene Ontology annotation, cellular component: P granule; nucleus. Bases 1370 to 3628 code for a protein of 752 amino acids. The record is from RefSeq and is a predicted model, not a curated record. Gene Ontology annotation, biological process: gamete generation; cell differentiation. NCBI's taxonomy places the organism in Eukaryota, Metazoa, Arthropoda, Insecta, Hymenoptera, Megachilidae.